Messenger RNA from Asparagus officinalis (garden asparagus), 318 nucleotides. RefSeq lists its product as uncharacterized. The transcript has a single exon. The record is from RefSeq and is a predicted model, not a curated record. Lineage: Eukaryota; Viridiplantae; Streptophyta; Magnoliopsida; Asparagales; Asparagaceae. The coding region runs from base 1 to 318 and encodes 105 amino acids.
AUGGACUUUACAGAUUUGAACAAAGCUUGCCCAAAGGGAAACUAUCCCCUCCCAAGGAUCGAUCAACUAGUAGAUGACAAUGUGGGUCAUAAACUGCUCAGCUUUAUGGAUGCCUUCUCUGGCUAUAACAGGUCCUUAUGGCGGAGAAUGAUCAAGAGAAGACCUUAUUUCGACUGCAAUAUGGAAGCCUACAUAGAUGACAUCCUUGUGAAGUUAAAGCAUGCGUUGUCUCAUGUGUUGGAUCUUGAAGAGACCUUCUCUAUCCUCCAAUGCUACCGCAUGAAGCUCAACCCUGCCAAAUAUGCUUUUAAAGUGUAA